Pelmatolapia mariae (spotted tilapia) is the source of this 12180-nucleotide messenger RNA. RefSeq lists its product as uncharacterized. NCBI's taxonomy places the organism in Eukaryota, Metazoa, Chordata, Actinopteri, Cichliformes, Cichlidae. Bases 1 to 12180 code for a protein of 4059 amino acids. The record is from RefSeq and is a predicted model, not a curated record. Gene Ontology annotation, cellular component: extracellular matrix. Gene Ontology annotation, molecular function: protein binding; calcium ion binding. The transcript is spliced from 80 exons.
AUGUGUGGCUGCAACCACACGAACGGCCAGUAUUAUGAGCCUGGAGAGGAGUUUUUUGAGGAAGACUGCAAGCGAAAAUGUUGGUGUGGUGCAGCUGGAAUUACCUGUGAAGCCUCUGAAUGCCCCCCAAUGCAUGAAUGUAAACUUCAGGAUGGAGAGCUGGGCUGCUAUCCUACGAGCUUCCAGGAUUGUGUAAUUUCUGGGGAUCCACACUACAACACCUUUGACAAGAAGUACUAUAGCUUCAUGGGAACCUGUACUUACACAUUGGCCAGAACCUGUAGGAACAGCACAGGCCCUUGGUUCUCUGUGGAGGCAAAGAAUGAAGAGAGAGGAGUUGCAGGAGUGUCAUACCUGAAGAAGCUAUAUGUGACAGUGGAUGGAAUUACUGUGACCCUUUUGAAGAGCAGUACGACACUGGUGAACGGAGUACGGGUGGCUCUGCCCCACUACCCCUCUCCUCUCAUGUCUGUUAGUCUUGCUGGUCAGUUCAUCACGCUUCAAACAUCCUUUGGCCUGAGGGUGCGUUGGGAUGGAAACCAUUAUGCCCAGAUCUCAGUUCCCAGCUCCUACUAUGACCAAAUGUGUGGCCUUUGUGGUGAUUAUGAUGGAAACCCAGACAAUGACUUCACUAAACCAGAUGGCACUGUGGCAGGAAAUAGUAAUGACUUUGGGAACAGCUGGCAGACUGACGACGAUGAAGAUGACUCAUGUACCCCAGGAACAAAGCCUGAUCCAGACUGUGACCCCAACUUGGAAGCUGAAGUUGUAAAACCAGAGAAAUGUGGUAAAAUUACAGACCCUACUGGCCCCUUCCGGGAGUGCAUCAGUGUAGUUAAUCCCACUCCAUUCUUCCAAAGCUGUGUGUAUGACAUGUGUCAGUUCAACGGCCAGCAGCACGUGCUGUGUGACCAGCUCCAGGCCUACACUGACGCAUGUCAUAGUGCUGGAGCCAAAGUCUACCAAUGGAGAACUCCAGACUUCUGCCCUCUGACCUGUCCUCCCAACAGCUCCUACUCCCUUUGUGUGAGUUCAUGUCCUGAGACAUGUCUUGGUGUGGUGGGACCACCUGGCUGUGAGGAAGUGUGUGUGGAGGGUUGUGAGUGUAACCCUGGCUUCAUUCUCAGUGAUGACAAAUGUGUGGAACUGAGAGACUGUGGUUGUGUGGACCCCAGUGGAACCUAUCACCCUGUGGGCGAUGACUGGUACUUGGAGGGUUGUGAACAAAAGUGUAUGUGUCACAGUGGAGGUCUGCUACAGUGUCAUAACACCAGCUGUAACCCAACUACUGAGAGCUGCCAACUACAAGAUGGAGAAUAUGAAUGCCACCCUCUGGACCUGUGUCCUCCUAACGCAGAGUAUAUAGAGUGCGGUCCAGCUUGCAUUCCUACAUGUAUGGAACCCUCUACCAACUGUUCUGGCUCCUGCAUCACUGGGUGUUUCUGCAAACCAGGCUUUGUCUUCAAAGGACGGCACUGCGUGCCACUGGACAAGUGUGGUUGUUUAGAUGACAACAAUAACUAUUAUGAGCCUGGUGAGAUAGUAUUUGGAGACGGCUGCACAAAGCUGUGUCGCUGUGCAGGGAACUACACUUUGGAAUGUGUUGAUAACUCCUGUGACCCCACUGAAGAGUGUCGAGAGGUUAAUGGUGUUGCAGGCUGUUAUCCUAAAGGUACAUCCACGUGCAUAGCAUCUGGCGAUCCACACUACACCAGCUUUGACAAACGCAAAUAUGACUUCAUGGGCAACUGCAGCUAUCUGAUGUCUAGUCCAUGCAAUGACACAACUGUGCCCUACUUUGAGGUCCAUACUGACAAUGAAAACUGGUAUAACAGGCCGACCAUCUCCUAUGUGAAUGCCGUACAUGUAUACGCACAGAUGAUAAAGAUCUCCAUUCUCAAAGGUGGCACUGUGCAGGUUAAUGGGACCAAUGUCAAUCUACCACUGUCCCCGGCCCCUGGUAUUUCUGUGUUCAAGUCAGGAAAACACUACACUGUCUCUAUGAACUUUGGUGUGACGGUUCGAUAUGAUGGAAACACCUUCAUGGACAUAAAAGUGAUCGAAGACUAUCAGAACAAGCUUUGUGGCCUGUGUGGCAACUAUGAUGGAGAUACUAAAGAUGACUUCCGCAAACCAGAUGGAAGCUUAGCUGAAAAUGCCAAUGACUUUGGACACAGUUGGAACAUGAAUCCAGAAUGUAAUAAGAAACCCAACACUACCAUCCCUGGGUGCAAUGAAGAAGAACAGGAACUGUAUGAAAGCUCUGGAUAUUGUGGCAUUCUGCUGGACAAAAAUGGACCUUUUGCUGUGUGCCAUCCCAAAGUCAACCCCAAUAAUUACUUCAGGGACUGUGUCUUUGACUUGUGUGAGCUGGAUGGAGCCAAGCCCAUUUUGUGUGAAGCCAUUGAAGCCUAUGUCAAUGAAUGCCAAGAUCGUGGGGUCAACCUUGGACCAUGGAGGAAUGAAACCUUCUGCCCACUGAGCUGCCCCCCAAACAGCCACUACGAACCCUGUGCAGAUCCUUGUCAGGAAACAUGCUUUGGAAAACCCCCCUCUUGCUCUGGUCCCUGCUCUGAGUCCUGUGUGUGUGAUCCCAGCUACGUCCUGAGUGCUGGCAAGUGCGUUAAGGAGAACAUGUGUGGCUGCAACCACACGAACGGCCAGUAUUAUGAGCCUGGAGAGGAGUUUUUUGAGGAAGACUGCAAGCGAAAAUGUUGGUGUGGUGCAGCUGGAAUUACCUGUGAAGCCUCUGAAUGCCCCCCAAUGCAUGAAUGUAAACUUCAGGAUGGAGAGCUGGGCUGCUAUCCUACGAGCUUCCAGGAUUGUGUAGUUUCUGGGGAUCCACACUACAAUACCUUUGACAAGAAGUACUACAGCUUCAUGGGAACCUGUACUUACACACUGGCCAGAACCUGUAGGAACAGCACAGGCCCUUGGUUCUCUGUGGAGGCAAAGAAUGAAGAGAGAGGAGUUGCAGGAGUGUCAUACCUGAGGAAGCUGUAUGUGACAGUGGAUGGAAUUACUGUGACCCUGAUGAAGAGCAGUAGAACACUGGUGAACGGAGUACGGGUGGCUCUGCCCCACUCCCCCUCUCCUCUCAUGUCUAUUAGUCUUGCUGGUCAGUUCAUCACGGUUCAAACAUCCUUUGGCCUGAGGGUGCGUUGGGAUGGAAACCAUUAUGCCCAGAUCUCAGUUCCCAGCUCCUACUAUAACCAAAUGUGUGGCCUUUGUGGUGACUAUGAUGGGAAUCCAAACAAUGACUUCACUAAACCAGAUGGCACUGUGGCAGGGAAUACUAAUGACUUUGGGAACAGCUGGCAGACCGAAGAUGAUGAAGAUGACUCAUGUACCCCAGGAACAAAGCCUGAUCCAGACUGUGACCCCAACUUGGAAGCUGAAGUUGUAAAACCAGAGAAAUGUGGUAAAAUUACAGACCCUACUGGACCCUUCCGGGAGUGCAUCAGUGUAGUUAAUCCCACUCCAUUCUUCCAAAGCUGUGUGUAUGACAUGUGUCAGUUCAACGGCCAGCAGCACGUGCUGUGUGACCAGCUCCAGGCCUACACUGAUGCAUGUCAUAGUGCUGGAGCCAAAGUCUACCAAUGGAGAACUCCAGACUUCUGCCCUCUGACCUGUCCUCCCAACAGCUCCUACUCCCUUUGUGUGAGUUCAUGUCCUGAGACAUGUCUUGGUGUGGUGGGACCACCUGGCUGUGAGGAAGUGUGUGUGGAGGGUUGUGAGUGUAACCCUGGCUUCAUUCUCAGUGAUGACAAAUGUGUGGAACUGAGAGACUGUGGUUGUGUGGACCCCAGUGGAACCUAUCACCCUGUGGGCGAUGACUGGUACUUGGAGGGUUGUGAACAAAAGUGUAUGUGUCACAGUGGAGGUCUGCUACAGUGUCAUAACACCAGCUGUAACCCAACUACUGAAAGCUGCAAACUACAAGAUGGAGAAUAUGAAUGCCACCCUCUGGACCUGUGUCCUCCUAACGCAGAGUAUAUAGAGUGCGGUCCAGCUUGCAUUCCUACAUGUAUGGAACCCUCUACCAACUGUUCUGGCUCCUGCAUCACUGGGUGUUUCUGCAAACCAGGCUUUGUCUUCAAAGGACGGCACUGCGUGCCACUGGACAAGUGUGGUUGUUUAGAUGACAACAAUAACUAUUAUGAGCCUGGUGAGAUAGUAUUUGGAGACGGCUGCACAAAGCUGUGUCGCUGUGCAGGGAACUACACUUUGGAAUGUGUUGAUAACUCCUGUGACCCCACUGAAGAGUGUCGAGAGGUUAAUGGUGUUGCAGGCUGUUAUCCUAAAGGUACAUCCACGUGCAUAGCAUCUGGCGAUCCACACUACACCAGCUUUGACAAACGCAAAUAUGACUUCAUGGGCAACUGCAGCUAUCUGAUGUCUAGUCCAUGCAAUGACACAACUGUGCCCUACUUUGAGGUCCAUACUGACAAUGAAAACCGGUAUAACAGGCCAACCAUCUCCUAUGUGAAUGCCGUACAUGUAUACGCACGGAUGAUAAAGAUCUCCAUUCUCAAAGGUGGCACUGUGCAGGUUAAUGGGACCAAUGUCAAUCUGCCACUGUCCCCGGCCCCCGGUAUUUCUGUGUUCAAGUCAGGAAAACACUACACUGUCUCCAUGAACUUUGGUGUGACGGUUCGAUAUGAUGGAAACACCUUUAUGGACAUAAAAGUGAUCGAAGACUAUCAGAACAAGCUUUGUGGCCUGUGUGGCAACUAUGAUGGAGAUACUAAAGAUGACUUCCGCAAACCAGAUGGAAGCUUAGCUGAAAAUGCCAAUGACUUUGGACACAGUUGGAACAUGAAUCCAGAAUGUAAUAAGAAACCCAACACUACCAUCCCUGGGUGCAAUGAAGAAGAACAGGAACUGUAUGAAAGCUCUGGAUAUUGUGGCAUUCUGCUGGACAAAAAUGGACCUUUUGCUGUGUGCCAUCCCAAAGUCAACCCCAAUAAUUACUUCAGGGACUGUGUCUUUGACUUGUGUGAGCUGGAUGGUGCCAAGCCCAUUUUGUGUGAAGCCAUUGAAGCCUAUGUCAAUGAAUGCCAAGAUCGUGGGGUCAGCCUUGGACCUUGGAGGAAUGAAACCUUCUGCCCACUGAGCUGCCCCCCAAACAGCCACUACGAACCCUGUGCAGAUCCUUGUCAGGAAACAUGCUUUGGAAAACCCCCCUCCUGCUCUGGUCCCUGCUCUGAGUCCUGUGUGUGUGAUCCCAGCUAUGUCCUGAGUGCUGGCAAGUGCGUUAAGGAGAACAUGUGUGGCUGCAACCACACGAACGGCCAGUAUUAUGAGCCUGGAGAGGAGUUUUUUGAGGAAGACUGCAAGCGAAAAUGUUGGUGUGGUGCAGCUGGAAUUACCUGUGAAGCCUCUGAAUGCCCCCCAAUGCAUGAAUGUAAACUUCAGGAUGGAGAGCUGGGCUGCUAUCCUACGAGCUUCCAGGAUUGUGUAGUUUCUGGGGAUCCACACUACAACACCUUUGACAAGAAGUACUACAGCUUCAUGGGAACCUGUACUUACACACUGGCCAGAACCUGUAGGAACAGCACAGGCCCUUGGUUCUCUGUGGAGGCAAAGAAUGAAGAGAGAGGAGUUGCAGGAGUGUCAUACCUGAGGAAGCUGUAUGUGACAGUGGAUGGAAUUACUGUGACCCUGAUGAAGAGCAGUAGAACACUGGUGAACGGAGUACGGGUGGCUCUGCCCCACUCCCCCUCUCCUCUCAUGUCUAUUAGUCUUGCUGGUCAGUUUAUCACGGUUCAAACAUCCUUUGGCCUGAAGGUGCGUUGGGAUGGAAACCAUUAUGCCCAGAUCUCAGUUCCCAGCUCCUACUAUGACCAAAUGUGUGGCCUUUGUGGUGACUAUGAUGGGAACCCAGACAAUGACUUCACUAAACCAGAUGGCACUGUGGCAGGAAAUAGUAAUGACUUUGGGAACAGCUGGCAGACCGAAGACGAUGAAGAUGACUCAUGUACCCCAGGAACAAAGCCUGAUCCAGACUGUGACCCCAACUUGGAAGCUGAAGUUGUAAAACCAGAGAAAUGUGGUAAAAUUACAGACCCUACUGGACCCUUCCGGGAGUGCAUCAGUGUAGUUAAUCCCACUCCAUUCUUCCAAAGCUGUGUGUAUGACAUGUGUCAGUUCAACGGCCAGCAGCACGUGCUGUGUGACCAGCUCCAGGCCUACACUGAUGCAUGUCAUAGUGCUGGAGCCAAAGUCUACCAAUGGAGAACUCCAGACUUCUGCCCUCUGACCUGUCCUCCCAACAGCUCCUACUCCCUUUGUGUGAGUUCAUGUCCUGAGACAUGUCUUGGUGUGGUGGGACCACCUGGCUGUGAGGAAGUGUGUGUGGAGGGUUGUGAGUGUAACCCUGGCUUCAUUCUCAGUGAUGACAAAUGUGUGGAACUGAGAGACUGUGGUUGUGUGGACCCCAGUGGAACCUAUCACCCUGUGGGCGAUGACUGGUACUUGGAGGGUUGUGAACAAAAGUGUAUGUGCCACAGUGGAGGUCUGCUACAGUGUCAUAACACCAGCUGUAACCCAACUACUGAGAGCUGCCAACUACAAGAUGGAGAAUAUGAAUGCCACCCUCUGGACCUGUGUCCUCCUAACGCAGAGUAUAUAGAGUGCGGUCCAGCUUGCAUUCCUACAUGUAUGGAACCCUCUACCAACUGUUCUGGCUCCUGCAUCACUGGGUGUUUCUGCAAACCAGGCUUUGUCUUCAAAGGACGGCACUGCGUGCCACUGGACAAGUGUGGUUGUUUAGAUGACAACAAUAACUAUUAUGAGCCUGGUGAGAUAGUAUUUGGAGACGGCUGCACAAUGCAGUGUCGCUGUGCAGGGAACUACACUUUGGAAUGUGUUGAUAACUCCUGUGACCCCACUGAAGAGUGUCGAGAGGUUGAUGGUGUUGCAGGCUGUUAUCCUAAAGGUACAUCCACGUGCAUAGCAUCUGGCGAUCCACACUACACCAGCUUUGAUAAAUGCAAAUAUGACUCCAUGGGCAACUGCAGCUAUCUGAUGUCUAGUCCAUGCAAUGACACAACUGUGCCCUACUUUGAGGUCCAUACUGACAUACUGAUGAAGAAACAGGAUGUUUUGCAUGUCAAAACCAAUCACGCUUUCACGUUAUCAGCUUUCCAGGAUUGUGUAGUUUCUGGGGAUCCACACUACAACACCUUUGACAAGAAGUACUAUAGCUUCAUGGGAACCUGUACUUACACACUGGCCAGAACCUGUAGGAACAGCACAGGCCCUUGGUUCUCUGUGGAGGCAAAGAAUGAAGAGAGAGGAGUUGCAGGAGUGUCAUACCUGAGGAAGCUAUAUGUGACAGUGGAUGAAAUUACUGUGACCCUGAUGAAGAGCAGUAGAACACUGGUGAACGGAGUACGGGUGGCUCUUCCCCACUCCCCCUCUCCUCUCAUGUCUAUUAGUCUUGCUGGUCAGUUCAUCACGCUUCAAACAUCCUUUGGCCUGAGGGUGCGUUGGGAUGGAAACCAUUAUGCCCAGAUCUCAGUUCCCAGCUCCUACUAUGACCAAAUGUGUGGCCUUUGUGGUGACUAUGAUGGGAACCCAGACAAUGACUUCACUAAACCAGAUGGCACUGUGGCAGGAAAUACUAAUGACUUUGGGAACAGCUGGCAGACCAAAGACGAUGAAGAUGACUCAUGUACCCCAGGAACAAAGCCUGAUCCAGACUGUGACCCCAACUUGGAAGCUGAAGUUGUAAAACCAGAGAAAUGUGGUAAAAUUACAGACCCUACUGGACCCUUCCGGGAGUGCAUCAGUGUAGUUAAUCCCACUCCAUUCUUCCAAAGCUGUGUGUAUGACAUGUGUCAGUUCAACGGCCAGCAGCACGUGCUGUGUGACCAGCUCCAGGCCUACACUGAUGCAUGUCAUAGUGCUGGAGCCAAAGUCUACCAAUGGAGAACUCCAGACUUCUGCCCUCUGACCUGUCCUCCCAACAGCUCCUACUCCCUUUGUGUGAGUUCAUGUCCUGAGACAUGUCUUGGUGUGGUGGGACCACCUGGCUGUGAGGAAGUGUGUGUGGAGGGUUGUGAGUGUAACCCUGGCUUCAUUCUCAGUGAUGACAAAUGUGUGGAACUGAGAGACUGUGGUUGUGUGGACCCCAGUGGAACGUAUCACCCUGUGGGCGAUGACUGGUACUUGGAGGGUUGUGAACAAAAGUGUAUGUGUCACAGUGGAGGUCUGCUACAGUGUCAUAACACCAGCUGUAACCCAACUACUGAAAGCUGCAAACUACAAGAUGGAGAAUAUGAAUGCCACCCUCUGGGAAAUGGUAUCUGCUCAGUUUCUGGUGAUCCUCACUACAUAACCUUUGAUAAACGCACUCACCAUUACAUGGGUUCAUGCUCCUACACCUUGACCAAACCCUGCAAUGUCUCCUCUGGCUUGCCACAUUUCACGGUCCAUACCCAGAAUGAGCACAGAGGAAGUAAUAAGAAGGUUUCCUAUGUGAGGGCUGUGGUGAUCAAUGUGAAUGGUAUCACUGUCAUCUUUGGCAAGGGACACACGGUCCAGGUCAAUGGCACUGCGCUUGUUCCACCUGUUACCUCCAUCAGGGGAGUUAAGAUCUACUUGAGUGGAAAGUUUGUUGUCUUAGAAACAUCCUUUAAUCUGAGGGUGCGUUUUGAUGGAAACCAUCAUGCUGAUGUCACUUUGCCAACUUCCUACAACGGCCUACUCUGUGGGAUGUGUGGAAAUUUCAAUGGGGACCCUAACGAUGACAACUUGAAACCAGAUAACGCACCAGCUGCUAACACCAAUGAGCUAGGAGACAGCUGGCAGGUUGCUGACUCAGAUCCCGACUGUACUGAUGGUACAGAAGAAGAAGAUUGUGAUGUAAAGGUGGAGGAAGAGGCCACGAAGCCUACCAGCUGUGGCAUGAUCACUGAUCCCAACGGAAUCUUUAAGCCCUGUCACUCUGUUGUGUCCCCUGAGCCAUACUUUGAGAGUUGUGUAUUCGACAUGUGUGCCACUGGAGGUGAGACCGUGGCUCUGUGCCAGGCCAUAGAGACCUACGCCGACAUGUGUGCUGCUGCAGGAGUCCCCAUCGAAUGGAGGACGAACACCUUCUGUCCUCUGAAGUGCCCCCCAGGCAGUCAUUACACCUCAUGCGGCCCUGCAUGUCCUCAGCCGAGCUGUCAGAACCCUGCAGGACACGGCGGCUCUUGCGGUCUUCCCUGUGUGGAGGGCUGCAUCUGUGACACUGGCCUCAUCCUCAGCGGAGACAAAUGUGUCCCAAUCAGCCAGUGUGGAUGCACUGAUGGUGAUGGGAAAUACAGGCCGGUUGGAGACACUUGGUUCACAAAGGCUGACUGCUCAGAGCAAUGCAAGUGUGCUGGAAACAACAACAUCAGCUGUGAGUCUUGGCAGUGCAGCCCUGCACAGGAGUGCAAAGUGGUGGAAGGAGUACUAGGCUGUCAUUCGACAGGUAAAGGAGUGUGUCAUGUAGCUGGAGAUCCGCACUACUACACUUUUGAUGGUGUGAUGCAUACGUUCAUGGGAACUUGCACAUAUACUCUGGUGGAGGUGUGCAACGCCACCCAAGUCACUCCCUUCAACAUAGUGGCUAAGAAUGAGGAACGUGGUCAACCAGAGGCAUCAUAUGUUCGCUCUGUGAAAGUCACCCUGUACCCUGGCACUGUUAUUGAACUGCAAAAGAGCCGCAGAGUUCUGGUGAACGGACAGCGGGUGAAGGCCCCAGUUUCCGUUGACUUGGCUGGAGCUAAAGUGAUAACCAGUGGAGCCUAUAGUCUGCUGGACACAAACUUUGGUCUGCAGGUGAAAUUUGACGGAGUCCAUCACGUAGAGAUCACUGUUCCAGGAGAAUAUUUUGAUAAGGUGUGUGGCAUGUGUGGAAACUACAACCAGAACCCCUCUGAUGACAACCUAAUGCCCAACAAGAAACCAGCCAAGGAUGACAUUGAACUGGGAAACAGCUGGAAAUCAAAUGGAGACAGUGAUCCUGGUUGUCAGCCAGACACCCGUCCAGACAUCCACCCAAACUGUAGCGAAGCAGAAAGGACGCUGUAUGAGGCUCAGUGUGGUGGGGUCAUCCUCUCCAAUAACUUCAAGCCGUGCCACGCUCUAGUGCCCCCUGAGGCUUUCCUGGGUAACUGCGUCUAUGACAUGUGCGAGUAUGACGGCAUGCAGACUAGGCUCUGUGACAACGUGGAGGCAUAUGCUCAGGCCUGUCAGAGUGCCGGUGUCACCAUCAGCUGGAGAAACAGCAGCUUUUGCCCCCUGCCCUGUCAUCCUAACAGCCACUACUCAGACUGCACAGCCCCCUGCCCUCCCACGUGCUCUGACCUCUUCCCUGUCUUCUGCCAUCUUCCUCCAACUACUUGUCUCGAGGGCUGCCAGUGCAAUGCUGGUUACGUCCUCAGUGACAGCAAGUGUGUUACUCUGGACCAGUGUGGCUGUCUGGACUCGAACAGAGAGUACCAUGAUGUAGGAGAUUUGUGGCUAACAGAUAAAUGCACUGAGUCGUGUACCUGUAACCCUGGUGGUGAAGUCAGAUGUGAGGACCACAGCUGUAAUUCUAAUUCACUGUGUGACCUGGACAAGAAUGGAAACCGCUACUGCAGACCCACCGAGUUCAAUCAGUGCAGCAUCUCUGGGGAUCCUCACUACCUAACAUUCGAUGGCUUCAAGCAUCACUUCCAAGGUAUCGACACCUAUGAACUUGCUCUGGGUCACAACCUGUCGAGCUCCCUGAUGCCCCUGGUGGUGAGAGGAAAGAACGUUAGACGUGGAGUGAACAAGAGGGUGUCGUUCCUGGAGGAGAUGUACAUCGAUGUUUACGGUGUCAAUGUUAAAUUCCUGCAGAAGAAGACUGUCCUGGUCAACGGGGAGUAUGUAACACCUCCUCUCACACCAGUUGAUGGUUUGACCAUCACAAGGAACUCCAGGCAGAUCCAGCUCACCACUGACUUUGGACUCACCGUACGCUUUGAUGGCAGCAGUCGAGGAGAAAUCAUACUUCCUGGUACCUAUAAGAAUUCUGUUAGAGGACUGUGUGGGAACUAUGAUGGCAUCACCAGAAAUGAAUACAUGAAGCCAGAUGGGACAGUAGUCAGGGAUCUUAAUGAAUUUGGAGAUAGUUGGAAGGUCAAUGACCGACCAGCCAACAGACUUAGGAUCCUGGACCGUCCUAACAGUUUCUCUGUCUCCAGACAAGAAGCAGAGACUGAUCCAGACUCAGGGUUCGAGGUGCCAGACUGCUCUCAGUCACAGAUCAGCGACUACAACAGCUCGACGAAGUGUGGGGCGCUGUCUGAUUCCAGUGGGCCAUUUGCUGCCUGCCACGCCACCGUGUCACCCCAAAUCUACCAGGAAGACUGUCUGUUUGACCUGUGUGCUGAGGGAGGCAGUGACGCUAUGCGCUGUGCCAGUUAUGAAGCAUAUGCAGCAGCUUGUCAACUGGCUGGAGUUACAUUAGGAUUGUGGAGGCAGCAGCUGGACUGCGUCCUCUCUUGCCCCGCCAACAGCACUUACUCCCCCUGCAUGUCAUCUUGCCCCGCCUCCUGCGCCAACCUGGCAGCACCCUCGGAGUGUGAAGUCACUUCGUGUGUGGAAGGCUGCCAGUGUGCCGCCGGCUUUGUUAUGAGUGAGGGGACUUGUGUGCCAUAUGCACAGUGUGGCUGCACCUUCCUAAACAGAUACUACCCUCUCAAAGAGAAGUUUGUGACCGAGGACUGCUCUCGUUCUUGUGAGUGUAGCAGUACCGGUGCUGUGUGUGAGCCGAAGACCUGCCAGGACGGUUACGUGUGCACCAUCUACAACUUCAAACGUGACUGCUACAAAGCAAGUCCCUGCCUCAGUUACCCCUGUUUGAAUGAAGGUACAUGUCAGGACUCAGGCAACAACACGUACACCUGUCUGUGUGCAGAAGGCUUUGAAGGCACAAACUGUGAGAGGGAAGCGAUACCACCCACCGGUGGAGGACUUGAAACUAAGUGGAUUAUCCUGAUUGCGGUUCUGGUCCCAGUUGCUGUCAUUAUCAUCACCGUGACUACCGUUGUUCUUGUUUGCAAAAAGAAAACCAUGAAAAAGAAGAACAUUCAGACAAAUAUCAGCAUGGAAUCAACAAGUGUUCCAUAUACAAACAUUGAUAACCAGAAAAAGGUGAAAGUCACUGCUUUUUGA